UGGACCAAAGUAGAGAUGCAUUCGGCAGUUAGCCACAAAGUCUGCAGUUACUGUGUCCAGCGUAUUUCCAUUUCUAUACCGUUCCUCCUGCACCGCCAGUUCCAUCUCAUCAUGGAACAGAACCAACCCACUGUGGGUGGUGUUACGGCGGAGGUACUAAAAGGCGUCGUUUCGCAAGCUCUGCUGGGCAAAUUCACAGCUGUUUUUCCAAAGCUUUUCAAGUGCCAGUGGAAGACAUACGAAGGUCAAAAGAAGUUCUACGCCAAUUUCAGCACCGAUUGUAACACCGACAACAACAGCAACAUGAGCGCCCGAAAAUUCUGCGUGGGAGGAAACUGGAAGAUGAACGGCGACCAGAAGUCGAUCGCCGAGAUUGCCAAGACGCUCAGUUCGGCCGCCCUGGACCCCAACACCGAGGUGGUCAUCGGCUGCCCGGCCAUCUACCUGAUGUACGCCCGCAAUCUGCUGCCCUGCGAAAUGGGCCUGGCCGGCCAGAAUGCCUACAAGGUGGCCAAGGGCGCCUUCACCGGCGAAAUCUCGCCGGCCAUGUUGAAGGACAUCGGUGCCGACUGGGUGAUCCUUGGGCACUCGGAGCGUCGUGCCAUCUUCAACGAGUCCGAUGCCCUGAUCGCCGAGAAGGCCGAGCAUGCCCUGGCCGAGGGCCUCAAGGUCAUCGCCUGCAUCGGUGAGACCCUGGAGGAGCGCGAAGCCGGCAAGACCAACGAGGUGGUGGCCCGCCAGAUGUGCGCCUAUGCCCAGAAGAUCAAGGACUGGAAGAACGUGGUGGUGGCCUACGAGCCCGUCUGGGCCAUUGGCACCGGCAAGACCGCCACUCCCGAUCAGGCCCAGGAGGUGCACGCCUUCCUGCGUCAAUGGCUGAGCGACAACAUCUCCAAGGAGGUAUCCGCCGCCCUGCGCAUCCAGUAUGGUGGAUCCGUGACCGCUGCCAAUGCCAAGGAGCUGGCCAAGAAGCCCGACAUCGAUGGCUUCCUGGUCGGAGGUGCCUCCCUGAAGCCCGAGUUCGUGGACAUCAUCAAUGCCCGGCAAUAAGCAGUUCGAUCUCCAAGCAUCCCAUCGUUUGCAACUCGACGAACUGCCUGCGGAAAAGGUCCUGGCCAAGGACUCCAGACCGCACCUGCAUUACGCACACACACACGUCGUUGUUGUUGUUGUUGUUGUUGUCACAACCAGAGCAGUUCCAAAUUCAUAGUUACCCAGCUACACACAUCCCUGUUGUUAAACGUAUAGUCCAUUGUGUAAAUCUUAAAUUAUUCUGGCAAUAAUUAUACGCAACUCAUUUACUCAUAUACAAAAAAAAAAAAAAACGAGUGCCUUAUUUUUUGCAAGAAUGUUUAUGAUUUAGUUAUUUUUAGCGCAAAUGGUUUGGCGACAAGGCUUGUACAUAUAUGUGUCACCUCUGUGGACCUUAUACUGGCAGACUUAUUACUUAAUUUUUGAUAAGAGCACGUAAUAUCAAAUCAUUAUUAAAAGCAUACUUAAUAGAUUAA
Molecule: messenger RNA, 1508 nt
Organism: Drosophila elegans
Lineage: Eukaryota; Metazoa; Arthropoda; Insecta; Diptera; Drosophilidae
Gene: Tpi
Product: triosephosphate isomerase
Exons: 3
Coding region: 16-1050 (344 amino acids)
Biological process (GO): glycolytic process; gluconeogenesis; glyceraldehyde-3-phosphate biosynthetic process
Cellular component (GO): cytosol
Molecular function (GO): triose-phosphate isomerase activity
Source: RefSeq, a predicted model, not a curated record